AUGGGGUCCGGCAAGUCCAAGGAGGCCGCUUUGGUGACCUACAAGAAUGGCAGGCCCACCGUCAAGGGGACCAGGACAUACUCGAUGUUCAGCAAUAUUCUUUACCGCAUUGCCGACACGGACGCCAACCGCUGGGCCUUCUACAACGAUAGCAAGGAUUACAUCAUUCAUGUAGCCAUCCUCUUCGACUACGACUCGCAGAUAGUGCCCCUUGGCGACACUACUGCCUUCCGCAUUGAUGACCCGGAUGAAGGUAACGAGGACGACUUUGGCAAGUAUCUGUGCGAGGUGGAUGUGCGCCCGCUCGAGACACAGCUGUUCGUCGAGGGGUCUGUGACGGGGUGGCGCGUCGAUACCCUCGAAGCCCGCACGGCUGAGGAUGAGCGUGAGUACCGCCUUUAG
Molecule: messenger RNA, 402 nt
Organism: Leishmania braziliensis MHOM/BR/75/M2904
Lineage: Eukaryota; Euglenozoa; Kinetoplastea; Trypanosomatida; Trypanosomatidae
Exons: 1
Coding region: 1-402 (133 amino acids)
Source: RefSeq, a predicted model, not a curated record